GAUAAAAAGAAAAAAAAAAGUUACCAUAUGAGAGAUGGCAUAAAAUUGAUAUGGCAAUGCUUUAUUGGAUAGAUAUUAGAUAGUGAGUGAGUUGGACACAAGAUCUACUUCCUUCCUUCCCUUCUCUUCUCUCAGCCAUUGUUGGAUUUAUUUGUAACUCAGAUCUAUCCAAUCCCCAUCACUAUGCUAACAAACCCUAGGUAGCUCACUCAGUAGCCUCGCCUCUUCCUCCCGUUCCGCCGACCACAAAUGGCAUUUCAACGGCGGCGUAACCAUUACUACCACCGCUUUAGGUAUUUGCUUCAAGCCCUCUCUGUCGUCUCCGGUGCGCUUCUUGUUCUUCUCGGGAUUAUCUCCUUCCUUUCUCCUUAUCCUGUCGAAACCGAUAAUCCUGCUCAUCGCGUUCACCGCGACUACUCUUCCUCAAUCGAUGCUACGGACGAUGCGAUUGUUGGAGGAGUCUCUCCAUUUGGAGUGCCGGUUUUUCGAGUUCCGAACAAUGGAAUGAGAUCGGAUCGUGAUCUUUGGACUUCGAGGAAUUCUAAGUACUUCCAUGGAUGCUGCAAUUCAAGCGCAAAAUUUUUGAAAGCUGAAGCUAUUACGCAUCCUAAUAGGUACUUGGCAAUUGCAACAAGCGGAGGUUUGAAUCAACAAAGAACUGGUAUUACAGAUGCUGUUGUUGCUGCACGUAUAUUAAAUUCCACUCUCGUUGUUCCUAAGCUUGAUCAGAAAUCUUUUUGGAAAGAUGCUAGUAACUUUUCUCAGAUCUUUGAUGUUAAUUGGUUUAUAUCAACUUUAGCAGAAGAUGUUAAAAUCAUAAAGGAACUCCCAAGAAAAAGAGGGAAAACGUGGAGUCCUCAUACAAUGCGUGUUCCAAGGAAAUGUAGUGAAAGAUGUUACAACAAUCGUGUUCUUCCUGUUCUUGUGAAAAGGCAUGUUGUUCAGCUCACCAAAUUCGAUUACAGACUCGCAAACCGGUUAGAUACAGAGUUACAGAAAUUGAGAUGUAGAGUUAAUUACCAUGCUUUAAAGUUUACAGAUCCAAUAAGGAAGAUGGGUGAAAAACUGGUGCAACGAAUGAGGAAAAGAAGCAAGCAUUACAUUGCAUUGCACCUUAGAUUCGAACCCGAUAUGCUUGCGUUUUCGGGGUGUUAUUAUGGUGGUGGAGACAAGGAAAGGAAGGAUUUGGGUGCAAUAAGAAAGAGGUGGAAAACUUUGCAUAUAAGCAAUCCUGAUAAGGAAAGAAGGCACGGUAAAUGCCCACUUACUCCAGAAGAAGUUGGUCUGAUGCUGAGAGCAUUGGGCUAUGGUAGUGAUGUUCAUAUCUAUGUUGCAUCUGGAGAUGUAUAUGGAGGUGAGGAGACAUUAGCACCAUUAAAGGCAUUAUUCCCAAAUUUUUAUUCCAAAGAGACUAUAGCAAUGAAAGAAGAAUUGGAGUUGUUUUCUUCAUUUUCUUCUCGUAUGGCAGCUCUUGAUUUUAUAGUUUGUGAUGAAAGUGAUGUUUUUGUUACCAACAACAAUGGUAACAUGGCCAAAAUAUUAGCUGGUAGAAGGAGAUAUUUUGGGCACAAACCAACUAUUCGUCCUAAUGCUAAAAAACUAUACCGUUUGUUCUUGAACAAGAACAACAUGACUUGGGAAGCUUUUUCUUCAAGAGUCCGUACUUUCCAGCGAGGUUUUAUGGGAGAACCCAAUGAGGUGAGACCAGGUAGGGGUGAGUUUCAUGAAAACCCUUCGACAUGUAUAUGUGAAGAGUCUGUACCCAAAGGAAAGAGAGAUUCAGUAUCUAGGAAAGUUGGCAAGGGAAACGAUGAUUCAAUGAGAAAGGAGGAAAUUUUUGAGGACCAAAAUGUUGAUGAUCAUGACCCAGAAUGGCCUGAUAUGGAGGAAGAUGACAAUCAGAGUGGCAUGGGAGGAGUAGGUUUGGAUUAUGAUGGAAUCAACUCUGAGGAACCUGAAUUGGAGGAUAUGCUUUCUGACUGAAUAAACAAUUUUAGCUUAAUCCAAUGUAUAGAUUGAUUCUCCCUUCACUAACCUUCUGAUCUGAUUUUGGCAUCCUGUAUAGAAGAAGAGUAUGUGGGAAAAGUUUUUGCUCUUGUUUUAUAUUGUAGUCACUUGUGAUUGGAAAUAGAGUCUGAGUAAAAGAGAGUCACUUGUUGAUCGAGCGGUUCAAAAUUGGUGAACAAAUAUAAUCACCAUUUGGGAGGAUGAUGUUAGAGAAUUGUGGACACUUCAUACUAACUAUUUGUUAUUGCUGAUUAAUUUUUAGGCAGAA
Messenger RNA from Cannabis sativa, 2275 nucleotides. Its product is annotated as O-fucosyltransferase 6. The transcript has a single exon. The record is from RefSeq and is a predicted model, not a curated record. Bases 250 to 1983 code for a protein of 577 amino acids. Lineage: Eukaryota; Viridiplantae; Streptophyta; Magnoliopsida; Rosales; Cannabaceae.